AUGUGCCUCCAUGUCGAUCAACCUCAUGCAGUUAAGCUCAUUUUGUGCAGAGCUUGCAGGUGUCUUAGAUAAAAAAGGUAGGCUGUGAUAAAGAUAAUUAUAUAAUCCACCACGAAAGCGAAGCUGUACUUUAAAGGUUCGGCUCAAUAUAAAAUAAUUUGCCGAACAUUCGACAUCAAGAUGAACAACACCAGCAGUAGCGCGAAUGAAACGAUGAUUUUCGAACUAUACCAGAGUACGGCUGCAAUCAUCGGGUAUGCGCUAGCGUAUGGAAUUCUUGGCCUCCUCGGAUUGGUUGGGAACAUCAUGGUACUCAUGGUUGUAUUCAUGAACAAAUCCAUGCGAACAACAACUAAUAUCCUGUUGGUCAACCUAUCGUCCUCCGAUAUCGUUUACACUCUCCUUGGCAUGCCAGGGUAUAUGAUAACUGAUAUUUGUAAUCAACGCUGGAUACUUGGUCGGGCAAUGAUUAUGAUUUGUCAUGGAGUAAGCAUGCUUUCUAUAGCUGCAUCUGCGUUAACGUUAAUAGCUAUCGCAUUUGAAAGAUAUUUAGCGAUUGUCUACCCGUUAAAAGACAGAGUGAGGAACAAGAACAAGGCCAGAUUUUGGAUGCUAUUUACUAUUUGGGUCUUCUCCGUCGCUAUUGCCUCGCCGUAUUUCAUCACAUCAACAACAAAAACCGUGCCGCUGCAUGUUAGAGAAAACGGCAAAAUAACACUUCGAAACAUUAAAUUUGUUGACGUUGAAAUGAAUGUACUCGAGUGGCGAGUCUAUUACAUGAUAAUGUUCGUUUGUUUACAUGUUUUUCCGUUUGUAUCGCUUGGAAUUUUGUAUAGUGGAAUAGCUCGCAGCAUACGGAAACCCGAUAAGCGACUGAACGAGACUGAACCUGUUGGCGAAGCCAGAAACCAGACCGUGUCGGGGAUGUCAGAACGAAAUCGCCGUAAGACAACAUUAAUGGUGAUCGCCAUCCUUGUUGGGUUUUUCAUAUGCUAUUUCCCGUUCCAUUUGUUAUAUAUUAUUAACAUGCUCUUUAAGGAUGUGGAAAAUCAUAGAGUUAUUAUAGUGUCAUCUCUAAGGAUAGUGAUAUCCUUAAACACAGCUUUGAACCCCAUCAUAUACAGCCUAUUGAGCAAACGAUUUCGUGACAAAUUUCGUGCCAUUCUGUCGUGUUGUCAGCACAAGAAACAUAAUGGACGUGGUAUCAGUACGACGCGUGCGCGUAUUAUUCCAGUGUGAUUAUGCUGUUGAUAAAGUUUGUCUGUCUUAAAGUUUGUUUGCAUGUCUUUAUCUUGAACUCAAUCUCUUGGAGUUUGUUUCGAAAUCAUUAUCCGCGUCAGUCUCAGGAAGUACUACAUGCAGAAGCGACAUGAAGACCCGCGAGGGCAAAAAUAUUGAACUGUCUUUUUAAGUAUUCCAAACAUUAACCUAUAUAGUCGUGAUACUAUAACAAU
Molecule: messenger RNA, 1454 nt
Organism: Dendronephthya gigantea
Lineage: Eukaryota; Metazoa; Cnidaria; Anthozoa; Malacalcyonacea; Nephtheidae
Product: octopamine receptor 1-like
Exons: 3
Coding region: 181-1239 (352 amino acids)
Biological process (GO): G protein-coupled receptor signaling pathway
Cellular component (GO): membrane
Molecular function (GO): neuropeptide Y receptor activity
Source: RefSeq, a predicted model, not a curated record